Molecule: messenger RNA, 965 nt
Organism: Eruca vesicaria subsp. sativa (arugula)
Lineage: Eukaryota; Viridiplantae; Streptophyta; Magnoliopsida; Brassicales; Brassicaceae
Source: the annotation of a GenBank genome assembly
CAAAUCCCAUUGUCAUAAGAAUUUGAUUGACUCACUUCAUAAUCGUUAAUUAUAAUAACUUUGAAUAUAUCCUGGUGACAUUAAUGUUCCAUCCUCCACGCGGUUCUUAAAAGCCGACUUUCUUUGUCCUUUGUAUCUCGCCCUAUAUAUUUACAUACACACGCAUUUGUAAAGAUAUUCCAAGAUCAUAAACAUUAUUCUUCAUCCAUACAAAGAAAACAUCUUCACAUACACAUCAAACUCUUGCCUUAGAUCAAAUUCGUUACAACUAAUCGUUCAAAGAUGAGUCAGUACAAUCACAACCAAUCUUCAGGUAUGAAAAUUCAUGUUUAUUAUGUUUUUCUUGUCUUUUUACUAUGUUAUUUAAACGAGAUGUGAAAGACUAUAGGCAAGUUCUUUUUUUUUUUUUGGGUAAAACUAUAGGCAAGUUCUUGAAUAUUGAUCUUAUAAAGACUAAUGAUAUAUUAUGUAACGUAGGUGCUAACCCUCCACCACCGAUGUCUACGGCACCACCACCGAUUGGUUACCCGACGAUCGACCCUAGUCAUGGUUCGGCAGCUCCUGUUAAAGUCGAGACCAGUUCUAAGGGUGAUGGAUUCUUAAAAGGCUGUCUUGCGGCCAUGUGUUGCUGUUGCGCCCUGGACAUCUGCUUCUAAGGAGAUGCAAUAACAUUGGAGUGGUUUUUUUGUUCACGAGUUGUGUGAUUGUCAUGUGAAUUAUUCUCUCUAGCCUUAUUGUAAAAAAGAAAUAUUCUACUAUUGGUUUAUUGAUUUCCUGUAAGACUUGUGGGUUUUUUAUUUGAACAUAUUGUUAUGAUCUUUUAGUCUUCACAAAUUUUUGAUACUUUUAUUGGGUCGACGAUCUAUUUCCCUACGAGAAGUAUCGUAUAACACAAAAUGUCCACGAAAUUAUGACUUCAUUUUAUUUACUCCCAGAAUAAAGUUCGUAACCUAUUUCCUCAUCAA